Molecule: messenger RNA, 1275 nt
Organism: Hydatigera taeniaeformis
Lineage: Eukaryota; Metazoa; Platyhelminthes; Cestoda; Cyclophyllidea; Taeniidae
Source: the annotation of a GenBank genome assembly
AUGGUUGACGUGCUUGUCCGUGUUGUAACGUCCAAUCCUGACUGUGUUACCAUCGAACCUUCACCUCCCGCUCUCACCUCCUUCAAACCCGUUGGUGAAUUUGAUCUACUUGUGCGAGAUGAAGGAACUAUCGUGGAAACUGCGGAGCCGCGGUCGAAGAAGCGCAGACGAUCUUUGAAAGGCAUUUCAAAAGCACCCGAACAGAACCAGAAGCCCAUCGACUCCGUGUAUGCGGCCAUCAUUGCUAGUGUGCCGCUAGACUGCCUACGUGAAAUGUCUUUGGUCUGCCUUAAUUUUUCCUGCAUUGACGGUGCGAACGUCAAGGACCCCGCUGCCUUGGUUGAGAAAGUCGCUAAACUCCCCUCCUCGAUGCGACUCCACUUCUGGGAGGGAAUUCAUCGAGCUAAGUCCAAAUUAGGUGGUCAACUUCCCCUAAUCGAUCCCGUGAAAGAUAUGGGCGUCAAAGACAGUCGUCUAGUUACUUGUCUAAACAACAUCCACUUGUUGCAAGCUCGGAUUAUGCUUAACCCACUUUACAACCGCAAGGACCUCGAUUACCUCUUGCACACUCAUAAAAGACGUAUUGGGAAGUACUUGGAGUUGCGUGCCGCCCAUGAUGAACUUAGGCAGAAAGAGUCGCUGCUUCAGUUGGACGAACUGCAUUCGCGAAAGCGUGUGCUACGCCGUCUAGGUUUCAGCACCGAAGAUGAUGUCAUUCACCUAAAAGGUCGCAUUGCCUGUGAGAUCUCCUCUGGAGAUGAAUUAAUGUUAACCGAAUUGCUCUUAGAUGGUUUCUUCAGUAAUCUCUCUGCGGAACAGAUUGCGGGCGCACUCUCAUGUUUCGUUACAGAGAAGGGCAGCACCAAGGUGCCACCCAAGCUGCGUCCCGAUAUGGAAGCUGCCCUUAGUGUCAUUCGAUCGAAAGCCCGCUACUUGGCGACUGUGGCAGAAGAGAGCCGCGUACGCCCGGGUCCUAUGGCUUUGACACCGGGAGGUGCAAUUAAAGGCGACGGGAACAUCUUUGCUGAAGGUGGUCAGAGUGCCGUUGAUGACUAUGUAGCCAAGUUCUCUGGCGAAAUGAUGGAGGUUGUGCGUUCUUGGGCACAGGGCGUUUCCUUUGCAGAGCUCUGUCAAAUGACACCACUCUUUGAAGGCAAUGUCAUUCGUUGUUUGAGACGGCUAGAAGAACUCUUAAGGCAAAUGCAUGAGGCUGCAAAAGUAGCGGGAAAUGCAGAUCUGGAGAACAAGUUCGUUAAGGGUGAGUUGAUGUUAUGA